This is a messenger RNA of Seminavis robusta, 1536 nucleotides long. NCBI's taxonomy places the organism in Eukaryota, Bacillariophyta, Bacillariophyceae, Naviculales, Naviculaceae. The record is from the annotation of a GenBank genome assembly.
AGUUUCGCUUUACGCGGAACUUUUUUCGUCUUCUCGGCUCUCCCUCCACUCCUUUCUUCACCCACAAGCAACCUCGCCUCACCCCACAACAACGACAAUGAUGCGGCAGCUACUCCUCUUGGCAUCAUCCUUUCUGGUCCUGAUACCGUUAGUGGUGAUUGACGCCACAGGGGCAGAUCCAAUUUGUGAGGAUCUGAUCGACUAUACCUACAGCGAAAUCUACGCCAAUGACACUAUCGUUAGGGCCAACUCGCCAUGCACUUGUUUCGCAGAUCCCUUCAGUAGUUAUCAAGCGUACUCUGUCAACUGCAUCUUUGACUAUUGCCAGAAAUGCAGUGAAGAUCUAUGCAUCGUCAAACACGAUGCUUAUGUUUACGAUGCCGCUAUUCUACAAAAUGAAGAAUCCCUUGCCUCCGAUGCCUUGUCGUCGGUCUUCUUCCGACACUACUUUGGCCAGAUCAUAGAGCAGGUAGAUCUCUAUGAAUACACGGAAUUGUCAGUCGGAUCCACCAGUACAGGAUGUGCCGUGGAGGUCACCAAUGAUUUGGGCGAGUCCACCACAAUUUGCGCUUGUCAUUAUCAGGACUGCGACAAUGAUGGCAGCCGAGAUCGGCAUUUCAGUUACAGAUGUCCAGGAUACGACGACACAACCGGUACAAAGACGGAUGUUGUCUUUGGACUGUGCGACGAGUCACAAGAUACCCAUGUUCCGUCCAACUUUCCACGGAAUUGGCCCUUGGUGGCGCUGGAUCCGGUGCGCUAUGACUUUGCCUUCUGUUUUGACGUGGACAAUGCGGAUCUACUGAGUGGCGAUGUUGUAGCAGGACUAGGAUCGGGAGCAGCCUCCCAAACGGAGAAUCUUAAUGGAGGAAAUGCGACACGAGCUUUGAUGCUGCAGGACAUGGUGGAAGAGCAAGGAGGUACGGAUACAGAUGAGGUGGAGUCCAUUCUAGAGGAAUACAUAGCAGACGAGGGCGCACAAUGAUGACAUACUGAAGGUUGUGAAGUGGUUGUUUGCCUGCAGGUGAAACUUAAUUUAAUGCCCGGCUCGUUGGUUGGUGACCAAAAGGAGCAACCUGGGAAAAUUGACAAUGGCUACAUUGUUUUUCAUACAUUUUGCAACCGGCGGGUUGAUGUUUGACACAAAAGCAGUCCUCUCCUCCAGCUAUCCGCUUGGGUAGCUUCUCAUCCAAAAAAGUUAACCUGGAACAGAUCGAUGGCUCAGGCUUCUUUUAAAAGAGUAGAAUCAAAGCAUCUCAGCAACAGGCAAAAGUAGUCAAGCAGAGCAACGAGGUGGAUCUCUUUUGUCCCUCCUCGCACGGCGUAAAGUGCCCAUUAGCUGAGGUAGGAGGUAAGAUUAGAGAGAAAACCAUCUUCGGUGUGAACCUUGACUCUACUCUCCGAAUUGCGUGAUGCCCACUGGCCUAAUGGACUAGCAACUCUGUUGGAUGUGGAUUUUUUUUGGUACACGAACAUCUUGUUUACAUGAAAACCUCAAAAGAGGUCACAUGCACGUCGGGCUUCCUUCCAUUCCCC